This is a messenger RNA of Stegodyphus dumicola, 949 nucleotides long. RefSeq names its product nascent polypeptide-associated complex subunit alpha-like. Lineage: Eukaryota; Metazoa; Arthropoda; Arachnida; Araneae; Eresidae. The record is from RefSeq and is a predicted model, not a curated record. Gene Ontology annotation, cellular component: nascent polypeptide-associated complex.
CAUUUCCUGUUUUGCUCCAUUUAGUUUUUGCGAAUUAGGCUCAGUACAAGGAACACGUUGUUUGAAAAUUUUAUUGUUAUUUUCGAUUUGCUAAAAUGCCUCAGAUGAGUGUUUCCGAAGUAUUAUCAUAUGAUGAGGUAGAGAAGACCGAAGUUGAUCAUAAAUCUGGAACUGAAUCAGAAAGCGAUGAUUCUUCUCCCGAAGCCGAUGAAGGAGAUGGUGCAGCUCAGGCAAGCGCUACUAGCCAGAUGGCUCAAAUGGCUGGUUUAAACGAAGAAUUAGUAAGUAAAGCCAAACAAAGUCGAGGGGAGAAGAAAGCACGUAAAUUAAUGUCCAAGCUUGGCCUGAAACAAGUGCAAGGUGUAUGCAGGGUAACUAUCCGCAAAUCUAAGAAUAUCUUAUUUGUGAUUACUAAGCCUGAUGUAUAUAAAAGUCCUGCUGGUGAUACUUACAUCGUUUUUGGUGAAGCAAAGAUUGAAGAUUUGAGCCAGCAAGCCCAGAUGGCUGCAGCUGAGAAGUUCAAGACUCCUGAAACUGCUGGUCUUGGAAGCGAUGGACCAUCUCAAACAAUUGCAUCUCAGCCCAUUGAAGAAGAAUCUGAGGAAGAAGGAGAAAUCGACGAUACUGGAGUGGAAAGUAAAGAUAUUGAGCUUGUCAUGUCACAAGCAAAUGUUUCUCGCAGUAAAGCUAUUAAAGCUCUUCGCAAUAAUAGCAAUGAUAUUGUGAAUGCUAUCAUGGAAUUGACUAUGUAAUUUCAUUUGAAUACUUUCUUAUACGUGCAACUCAGUAAUAUUAUGUUCUUAAAGCAUAACUUAAAUUCUUGAUAUGGAUAUGUUCAUACUGUUCAAUAUCAAUGUGUUGAACAAAGUAAUUGUAUAAUUCCUUUUUUUUCCCCUAAAAAAUAAAAAUAUUAUGACAUUCUUAAUAGUUAUGCUGCAUGUCAUAAAUA